AUGCCUAGAGGUCAGAAGAGUAAGCUCCGUGCCCGUGAGAAACGCCGCCAGGCCCGGGGUGAGACCCAGGCUCUGAAGGAUGCUGAGGCUACUGCAGCAGCAGCAGGAGAGUCCCCCUCCACCGCCUGUCCUCUCUCUGGGGGUAGACCUGCUGCUGCGACUCCUAGCUAUCCUCAGGGAACCUCAUCUUCCACCAGUGCUGAUGCAGCUCUUUCAUGCACCGAUGAUUCAGAUGAAGGUGCCAGAAGCCAAGAUGAGGGAAGCCCCAGAUCGUCUAAUGGUGCUGAGGUCUCAUACAGAGACCCAUUAAACAAGAAGGUAGUUUUGUUGGUGCAUUUCCUGCUGCAGAAAUAUCAAAAGAGAGAGCCAGUUAGGAAGGCAGACAUGCUGAAGCUUGUCAUCAAAAAGUACAAGUAUCAUUUCAAUGAGAUCCUCAAGAGAGCCUCUGAGCACAUGGAACUGGCCUUCGGGAUUGAUUUGAAGGAAGUGGAUCCCAUCCGGCACUGCUACGCCCUCGUCAGCAAACUCGACCUCACUGUCGAUGGCACGAUGCAUGAAGAAGAGAACAUACCCAAGACUGGCAUCCUGAUGAUUGUGCUGGGUGUGAUCUUCAUGAAAGGCAACUGCGCCCCUGAGGAGCAAGUCUGGGAAGUCCUGAAUAUGAUGGGCGUCUAUGCUGACAGGAAGCACUUCAUCUAUGGGGAGCCCAGGAAGGUCAUCACCCAAGAUUUGGUGCAGCUAAAGUACCUGGAGUACCGCCAGGUGGCCAACAGUGAUCCUCCACGCUAUGAGUUCCUGUGGGGCCCGAGGGCCCAUGCUGAGACCAGCAAGAUGAGAGUCCUAGAGUUUUUGGCCAAGGUUCAUGAUACUGUCCCCAGUGCCUUCCCGUCGUGGUACGAAGAGGCUUUGAAAGAUGAGGAAGAGCGAGCCCGAGCCCGAGCCACAGCCAGGGCUCGGACCGCUGCCAUGGCCAGUGCACGCUCCAGGGCCUUGACCAGCAGCUUCUCCCACCCUAAGUGA
Molecule: messenger RNA, 1020 nt
Organism: Neomonachus schauinslandi (Hawaiian monk seal)
Lineage: Eukaryota; Metazoa; Chordata; Mammalia; Carnivora; Phocidae
Product: melanoma-associated antigen B18-like
Exons: 1
Coding region: 1-1020 (339 amino acids)
Biological process (GO): negative regulation of transcription by RNA polymerase II
Cellular component (GO): nucleus
Source: RefSeq, a predicted model, not a curated record